Molecule: messenger RNA, 1542 nt
Organism: Rhododendron vialii
Lineage: Eukaryota; Viridiplantae; Streptophyta; Magnoliopsida; Ericales; Ericaceae
Product: protein REVEILLE 6-like
Exons: 9
Coding region: 108-1118 (336 amino acids)
Molecular function (GO): DNA binding
Source: RefSeq, a predicted model, not a curated record
CUUCUCCUUCACUGAGGCUAAGCUCAGAAUCGACCGCAACAAAAUCACCACAAAACCCUAGAGAGAGAUUUUCCUGAUUUAUUUCUAUUUUCUGUUUCGAACUGGUUAUGGUGUCUCUAAGCCCUAACCCACCAGCUCAACAUUUCUACAUGGAUCCGAUGAAAAUGGGCUUGCCCGGUCUCAACUCUCUACCCACUUCGACGAGUAACAAUACGGCUAGUGUUGUGAGCGGGGCAUCGAAUUCGGAUUCGGAUGCGGUCUGGGAGUUGUCGGAGGAUCCGAGUAAGAAGAUACGGAAGCCCUAUACCAUCACCAAGUCCAGAGAGAGCUGGACCGACCAAGAGCACGACAAGUUCCUCGAGGCCCUUCAGCUCUUUGAUCGUGACUGGAAAAAGAUCGAAGCAUUUGUGGGGUCAAAAACAGUCAUACAGAUACGUAGUCAUGCCCAGAAGUACUUUUUGAAGGUCCAAAAGAGUGGGAAAGGUGAACAUGUACCUCCCCCUCGACCCAAGAGGAAAGCAGCUCAUCCUUAUCCCCAAAAAGCCGCUAAGAACGCUCCAGUGGCGUCCCAAGUUACAGGACUAUUUCAGUCAUCGAGUGCUGUGCCUGAUUCCAGAUACGUUCUAAGGCCUGAUUCAUUGUCGCAUCCUGAAAACUCAAUAAGUUUUGCCCCGUCAGCUUAUUGGACUUGCAAUUCUGGGCCAUCUGUCAAUGUGUCACACAUCACAAAAGAUGAAGUGGGAGUAACGAGCAGCAGUAGUAAUGAAAGCACCCCGAAGAUGUGCAUGAAUCGUGAAACGAACUAUCAAGGAAAGGGAGAAGUCAGCAAGCCUGUGAGAGUUAUGCCAGAUUUUGCAAAGGUAUACAGCUUCUUAGGAAGUGUUUUUGAUCCCAAUACAUGUGGUCACUUGCAAAAAUUGAAGAGCAUGGAUCCAAUAAAUGUUGAGACGGCAUUGCUGUUAAUGAAGAACCUUUCUGUCAAUCUAACAAGCCCUGAAUUUGAGGAUCAUAAAAAGAUGUUUUCAUCUUAUGAUGCUGAUGCAGAGAAGGCUAAGUCCAGUUUCCUUGGCAAUAAUUUCCAUGUUUGUAAACCAGAGAAUGCUAUUGCCUCUGUUUAAGAAGUGAAAGGUUGAUCAGCAGCAGAGAAGGAGAAUAAGUAUGUGAGCUUUGGUUGCUACCAACGGUUGAUUGAUGGAGAUUACUUGUGUGUACAAAUUAUGGAUGUGUACUAUGUAGCAUCUAGUGUGACAAACUCAGUCAUGGAGCUGUUUUGUUAAUACCCGGCUUUCGCUUUUUCUGCUUUGUGUACAUAUACGGCAAUAGUAAUGUUUGACAUGUAGUUGUGUAACUAAUUGUGGGGACCUUAAACACACAUUUUCAAGCUUUGAUGACAGGAUGUUUCCGUUGAAGCCAUGUUUUUUUAGGAUUUAUCCGGUAGUGAGUUUUGUUCUUAUAGAUUAAUCUUUGUGAACGAUUACAGCCAUUUUCUGUUUGUUUCGUCUGUUGACGCGUGAAUGGAUUUCUAUUGUUUCUUUGGAGCAA